This is a messenger RNA of Pipra filicauda (Wire-tailed manakin), 5294 nucleotides long. RefSeq names its product calsyntenin 1 (gene CLSTN1). Gene Ontology annotation, cellular component: postsynaptic membrane; cell surface. Bases 1 to 2961 code for a protein of 986 amino acids. Gene Ontology annotation, molecular function: X11-like protein binding; amyloid-beta binding; calcium ion binding. The record is from RefSeq and is a predicted model, not a curated record. The transcript is spliced from 19 exons. Lineage: Eukaryota; Metazoa; Chordata; Aves; Passeriformes; Pipridae. Gene Ontology annotation, biological process: homophilic cell-cell adhesion; positive regulation of synapse assembly; positive regulation of synaptic transmission.
AUGCUGAAACUAGAACAAGCCUUCAUGUUCUGCAGAGUGGUCCAGCAGCUGGAUCCCAAGUUUUCCAAGUUGGAGGGCAGUAGAGUCUUGACUUUGUACUUUGUUUUCCUUUCAGUUAACAAGCACAAGCCAUGGAUUGAAACCACCUAUCAUGGCAUAAUUACAGAAAAUGACAACACGGUGCUCUUGGACCCUCCUUUAAUAGCCCUGGACAAAGAUGCCCCUCUGCGGUUUGCAGAGAGUUUUGAGGUGACAGUCACCAAAGAAGGUGAGAUCUGUGGAUUUAAAAUUCACGGGCAGAAUGUUCCCUUUGAAGCAGUGGUGGUGGAUAAAUCCACUGGUGAGGGAAUAAUCCGCUCGAAGGAGAAGCUGGACUGUGAGCUGCAGAAGGACUACACCUUCACCAUCCAGGCCUACGACUGCGGGAAGGGACCAGACGGGGCAAAUUCCAAAAAAUCCCACAAAGCCACGGUCCACAUCCAGGUGAACGACGUGAACGAGUACGCGCCGGUGUUCAAGGAGAAGUCCUACAAGGCCACGGUGAUCGAGGGCAAGAGGUACGACAACAUCCUCAAGGUGGAGGCCGUGGAUGCAGAUUGUUCCCCCCAGUUCAGCCAGAUCUGCAGCUACGAGAUUGUGACUCCAGAUGUGCCCUUUGCCAUUGACAAGGAUGGUUAUAUAAAAAACACAGAGAAGCUGAGCUAUGGUAAAGAACAUCAGUAUAAACUGACAGUAACAGCAUAUGACUGUGGGAAGAAGAGAGCUGCUGAGGAUGUGUUGGUUAAAAUUAGCAUUAAGCCUACGUGCAAGCCUGGCUGGCAAGGUUGGAGCAAAAGAAUAGAGUAUGAGCCUGGCACUGGUUCCUUGGCUCUGUUCCCCGGGAUGCAUUUGGAGACGUGUGAUGAGCCAAUAACCUCCGUUGAAGCAACAGUUGAACUGGAAACCAACCAUAUUGGUAAAGGCUGUGAUAGAGACACCUACUCAGAGAAAUCCAUCCACAGGCUCUGUGGUGCUGCUUCUGGCACAGCUGAGCUGCUUCCCCCUCCCAGCAGUGCUGCAAACUGGACCGUGGGCCUUCCCACGGACAACGGCCACGACAGCGACCAGGUCUUCGAGUUCAACGGCACCCAGGCUGUGAAGGUUCCAGAUGGGGUUGUCACAGUCAACAUGAAAGAGCCCUUCGUGAUUUCGGUGUGGAUGAGGCACGGGCCUGGAACCAGGGAGAAGGAGACAAUUCUGUGCAACUCAGACAAGACAGACAUGAACCGGCACCACUACACCCUCUACGUCCACAACUGCCGGCUCGUUUUCCUCUUCCGCCAGGACCCUUCGGAGGGAAAAACCUACAAACCUGCUGAAUUCCACUGGAAGCUGAACCAGGUGUGUGACAAGGAGUGGCAUCACUACGUUGUCAACGUUGAGUUCCCUGCAGUGACUCUUUAUGUAGAUGGUGUUUCCUAUGAUCCUUUCCCAGUGACUGAGGAUUACCCCCUGCACCCUUCCAAGAUAGAAACACAGCUGGUGGUUGGAGCCUGUUGGCAAGAAUAUACAGGAAAUGAGAAUGACAAUGAAACUGUGCCCGAGACCUCUGCAGGUGGAGAGCUCCGCAUGGCGCAGUUUUUCCGAGGGAAUCUGGCGGGUUUGAUGAUCCGUUCUGGGAAACUGGAAAACAAGAAGGUCAUCGACUGUCUCUACACCUGCAAGGAGGGGCUGGAUUUGCAGAUGCCCGAUGGUGUUGGCAAAGGGGUGAAGAUCCACAUGAACCCAAGUCAGUCAACACUGACCAUAGAAGGGGAUGACAUUGAGAGGGUUGACAAGGCCAUGCAGCACAUUUCCUACCUGAAUUCCCGCCAGUUCCCAACUCCGGGCAUUCGGAGGCUGAAGAUCACCAGCGUUGUCAAGUGUUUCAAUGAAGAGGCCUGUGUCUCCAUCCCCUCUGUGGAGGGAUAUGUCAUGGUCUUGCAGCCAGAGGAGCCAAAAAUCAGCCUGAGUGGCAUCAACCACUUUGCCCGCUCUGCCUCCGAGUUUGAGAGCUCUGAGGGCGUUUCCCUCUUCCCUGAGCUUCGCAUCAUCAGCACCAUCACCCGGGAGGUGGAGCCGGAGGGGGAUGGAGAUGAGGAUCCCACAGUGCAAGAGUCUUUGGUAUCCGAGGAGAUCAUGCACAACCUGGACACGUGUGAGGUGACAGUGCUGGGAGAGGAGCUGAACCAGGAGCAGGAGAGCCUGGAGGUCGACAUGACCCGGCUGCAGCAGAAGGGAAUUGAGAUGAGCAGCUCCAACCUGGGCAUGAUCAUCACAGGGGUGGAUACUAUGGCUAAUUAUGAAGAAGUGUUGCAUUUGAUACGCUACAGGAACUGGCACACGGUGUCUCUCUUCGACAGAAAGUUCAAGUUGGUCUGUUCGGAGCUCAACGGGCGCUACAUCAGCAACGAGUUCAAAGUGGAGGUGAACGUGAUCCACACUGCCAGCCCCGUGGAACACGCCAACCACAUCGCGGCGCAGCCGCAGUUCGUUCACCCCGUGCAUCAUUCCUUUGUGGACCUCUCUGGUCACAACUUGGCCAACCCUCACCCCUUUUCAGUUGUUCCCAGCACAGCCACUGUUGUGAUUGUUGUCUGUGUGAGUUUCCUGGUGUUUAUGAUUAUCCUGGGAGUGUUCAGGAUCCGAGCUGCACAUCAGAGGACGAUGCGUGACCAGGACACUGGGAAGGAAAAUGAGAUGGAUUGGGAUGACUCUGCUUUGACCAUCACUGUGAACCCCAUGGAGACUUAUGAGGACCAACACAGCAGUGAAGAGGAAGAGGAGGAGGAGGAAGAAGAAAGUGAAGAUGGAGAAGAAGAUGACAUCACUAGUGCAGAGUCUGAAAGCAGCGAGGAGGAGGAGGGAGAGCAGGAGGAGGACCAACAGAAUGUUAAUAGACAGCAACAGCUGGAAUGGGACGACUCCACCCUCAGCUAUUGAUUCCCGCUGUUCCCUUUGUCUUUCUGUUCCCGCUCUAGAAGACUCCACUGUAACACACUCCAUUGGUACCGAGGAUUCAUGGUGUUUAAAACAAAAAAAAUUCAUUCUGGCCAGUAGAUUGACUCCCCCACCUCCCGUGUUUGUGUUCUGUCAGUCCCUGAUGUUUAGGGUUGUAGUUUAGCACCUCUUCCUUCAGCCUUGCCUCAGUGACUGGAUUUUUUUUACGCUCUGUGAGGAACCACCUUGCACUUUUUUCUUCAUGUCAUCUCAGCUAAGUGACUCUACAGCUCUGUAGCCAUUGCACAUGAAUUUCUGAACUGUCUUUUUUUGCUCAGUGAAACAAACUUGGCUUCAUUCCUUUUUUUCCUCUUUCUAAAAGAUGCAAAGAUUGCUUGUUGACAAAGGGUAAAGCUGCUCAUUUCAGCCUGUUGAUUUCUUUUUAAUUUUUUUCCCCCCGAAUUAGUGCAUGUGUAAAGUGGCAGAAUGAGGUUAAUAUGUAGAAGAUUAACAAGACUUUUUAAUAUUUUGUAAAUAUCUUGGAAUUAUGUAAUUAUGUCAUUUGUGGUAGUGAAAAACAGGGAAUUGGGGUUUAAAACACGCUAAAGUGAAAAAUCAUGCAGCAUGAACUAUUACAAGUCUCAUCCUACUGCAGCAGGAGCACGGGCACAGUUCUUAGUGUAGAUGUUCAGUAACUCUGUCCUUGGCCUUGACUCGAUGUGCGCUCCCCGCUCUCCCUCAAUUCCUUCCUUUUCUUUAACCCCCUUUAUUUUGCAGAGGGAACACAAGCUUGUGAGAAAUUGUAAAGGCUUUAGGAGCCUCUGCAGAGGUUCAGCUGCCCUGUGCAAUACAGUUGUUGGGGUUUCAUUUUUAUUUUUUUAUUUUUUUUUUUUUUUAAUUUUUCUUUUCCCUCUCCAAUUAAGUCUUGGCAUAUAAGGGCUUUUAAGUUAUUGGGGAAAAAAAACACUACAUGGAUGGUGGGCAGAUCCAUGGGGCUGUGGGGUGUUGCCACAGCUCCUGUUAAUUCCAGGGAGGCUGCCUGUAGUCCAGUGCUGGGCUGUUGGUACUGACAGGGUGGGUGUUUGUAAGUGAUGGAUUGUAAUGAAGCUGGAGAGCCUGAGCCCUGGGGACCUGUGCACCUUGGCUACCGGUCUACGUAAAUAGGGGUUUGGGGUUUUUUUAGUUGUUCAUUUUUUUUCUGAUUUGGCAGGGGGAGGAUUUGGGGUGUAGCUGAUCCCACUGACCACUCCUGCUCCUCCCCUGCAGCCCCUUGUACAGUAACUCGGACUGUCGGUGUUUUAAGCCUUUGUUUACACUUAGUAAUUGUGUUUUCCUGCUGGUGAAAAACUGUAGCAUAAAUCACCCAACCAGAAAACCUUGGGAAUCAUGUUACUGUUAUUCCAAGUGGAGCUGACUGGGAUUGUUUUCCAUCACAGUUCUGACUUGGGACUGCAAAGGACAAAAGCUGGAAGGUACGAAAGUGCUGCUGCCCCGGGGUGGGGAGCGCUGGUUUUUCUGUCAGGCAGGGCUCGUUUAACUUUCUUUGGUCUUAUGCAGAGUCUUGAAUAAUGAAUUUCUGCUUGAUUUCUAUGGAGGUGGAUUAAAGAGUAACUUGUUUUGCUUGUAACAGGAGCCUGGGACUGCAUUCCCUCCUCAGCACGGUAAGCCAAGCUCCAGUGUUUGCUGGUGGGUGCAGAGCCCACACGUGUCACACACAGCAGGGCCAGGGGCACUGGGGACGGUGCCAGAGGAGCCAAAGGGUGGGGCACAAAGGGUCCUAAUUAACCGAGAGAGAUAAAAGAUUAAGGGCUGUUCCAAAUGCUCGGUACAGUUUGCUUUUCAGAGCAGACCUGUUCUCACCUCGUGGUGUAACAGGACCUGUGGUGGGUUUGAUCCGGGGGAGCCUUGACUGUGGAGUGCCUUUACAAUAGGAGAUGGACCUGGAAGCAGGGAAGAGAACCCACACCAGAGCUUACCGUUUUUUUGGGGUUGUUUUGGGGUUUUUUUUAAAUGUAAAAUUUUAGAUUUCUAAAAUGGGAAAAUGGUUUUGACUACUUACGUGGUAAUUAACUGCUAGUUUUAAGUAAACUGGGAAACUUUUAACUUAUGUCUGACAGUUGUCCUGUGUUAAUGUGUAGAAGACUUAUCCUUCCAUAUACUGUUGCUGUAGCUGCUGUAUUUUAGACCAAAACUGAUCAUGACUUAAUGGUAAUACUGAGGGGUUGUAACGUCCUGAUGCAGUUUGUAGCCACUGUGGGUAUAACUUUUCAGAUGUGUAUAUUGGUAACAGGUCAGUUUGGAAAGUCUAUAAGCUACAAUAAAUUUCUGGUUCUAAA